CUUAAGAUUGUUUAAUUCAAACAAGGGAAGGAAAGGUAGAAAAAAGGCUAUGUGGGUAAUAGUAAAGGCUCCUCGACAACAAGAUGCCAAACAAUGUGGUUACUAUGUGAUGCGAUUUAUGAGACAAAUUGUUGAAGAAGUUGAAAUUAUCGAAAGAGAUUCACUACCAUCUAUAUUCACACAAGCAGAGUAUUCUCGAGAAGAAAUUGAUGAGGUGCGAUCGGAGUUGGCAGAAUGUAUACAAGAUCAUAUUUAUGAGUGGAUACAGGACAGUCGAGAUCAGUACACUAAGGAGCGUCUGGAUUCAGUAAUUGAUCAGUACACUAAGCGUAUGGAUUCAGUAACUACUGUACUAUUUUGAGUAAACAGAUUGUUGGCUACUUCAAUAUUCAGUAUUCAGUAUUCAGUAAACAGA
Zingiber officinale is the source of this 415-nucleotide messenger RNA. RefSeq lists its product as uncharacterized. The transcript is spliced from 4 exons. Lineage: Eukaryota; Viridiplantae; Streptophyta; Magnoliopsida; Zingiberales; Zingiberaceae. Bases 50 to 361 code for a protein of 103 amino acids. The record is from RefSeq and is a predicted model, not a curated record.